Molecule: messenger RNA, 2497 nt
Organism: Purpureocillium takamizusanense
Lineage: Eukaryota; Fungi; Ascomycota; Sordariomycetes; Hypocreales; Ophiocordycipitaceae
Gene: GYP1
Product: GTPase-activating protein, variant 2
Exons: 6
Coding region: 432-2009 (525 amino acids)
Biological process (GO): activation of GTPase activity
Cellular component (GO): Golgi apparatus
Molecular function (GO): GTPase activator activity
Source: RefSeq, a predicted model, not a curated record
GUUUCGUCUCCAUGACAGUGAGGCCAGACAAGACAUCACCUCACCUCACAGCCGCCAUCCACCAGCCCACCAAGCAGCUCGUCGAGUUGCCAAGGGGCUCUCCACUAGCCUCUCAAGCUUGCCACGAGUUUCGGUUCGCAGAAUGAGGCGACGCCUUGGACCGGCCAAAGACCAUUCGUGAAGAUGUGGUCGUCGUCGGGGAGUGGCAAGAAGCCGGCACCUUCACCACAGGAGAUGGUCCAGGUCGAUCGAUCCGAGUACAAAACCCUCCCCGCCAUGAAUGCCCUCGGCCCCUCCGCUGACCGUCUACCAGUUCUGCCUCGCCGUUCUGGAGACCGACAGUGCGCGACAAUGCCCCUAAGAGGAGUGUGACCAGCCCGGCGGCUCGCGAUCCGAACCUCGUGGUCGGCGCAGCCUACUCCCACGCCGAUAUGCUCAAGUUCGACUCGCUAAGCCUCUCGCGCCCCAAAACACCACCCUCUUCGUCUUCGUCUAGGGUCCGCGUCCACGAAGCCUCCCCGCCCGCGCGCCAUUCGGGUCAGAGCUCCCCACCCUUCAAGAGCUACAUCAACUUCCUCUCCAAUACCAAUGAUGACUGGAAAGCCGACGAGGACGAGAUGUUGGGAUACGAUGACGAUGACGGCGACGACUUUGGGCUUCCCAGCCUGUCCAAUAUGAAGAGAAGAUCCCGGCGCAUAGCCAGUCAAACCACUCCGGACCCCAGCGCUCUCUCCCCUGCAAUGGAGGGUCCGUUUGGAUCGAAGAGCAGACGGCACUCCAACAGCGCCGACAUUGCGAUCGAGCGGCCAACCCCAGCCUAUCCCAUGCCGAAGAAGAGCGAGGGCAAAAUAUUACGACCGCAGUACAAGGAGAUAUUACGAGACCCGGCGAAUUCGCUACACCUAAUCAACUACCCCUCCGUUCCGUCCAACGCAUCGGCCAAGGAAGCAGACGCAAUAAACUCCCGAAUAACCCGAAUCAACAAGUUCAAGAAGCUGCUGCAGGCAUCGGCUAUCUCGCUCCCGGACCUUCGCUCGCUCGCGUGGUCAGGGGUGCCUGAGGAGGUCCGCGCAAUGACGUGGCAGCUGCUCCUCAGCUACCUCCCCACCAACAGCGAGAGGAGGGUCGCCACGCUGGAGAGGAAGCGCAAGGAAUACGUGGACGGAGUCCGGCAAGCGUUCGAAAGAGGCGGCACCAGCUCGGCGAGCCCCGGCCGCGCAAGAGGACUGGACGAGGCCAUCUGGCACCAGAUCAGCAUCGACGUACCCAGGACGAACCCCCACAUCGAGCUCUACAGCUACGAGGCGACGCAACGAUCCCUGGAGCGCAUCCUAUACGUCUGGGCGGUCCGGCACCCAGCAAGCGGAUACGUGCAGGGCAUAAACGACCUGGUGACGCCGUUCUGGCAGGUGUUCCUCGGCCUGUACAUUGCAGACAACAAUAUCGAGACGGGCAUGGACCCGGGUCAGCUGCCCAAGUCGGUCCUGGACGCGGUCGAGGCCGACUCCUUCUGGUGCUUGACCAAGCUGCUCGACGGCAUACAAGAUCACUACAUUGUGGCGCAGCCGGGGAUACAGCGGCAGGUAGGCGCGUUGCGCGACCUCACGGCGCGCAUCGACUCGACACUGUCGAAGCAUCUGGAGAAGGAGGGCGUCGAGUUUAUCCAGUUCAGCUUCCGUUGGAUGAACUGCCUGCUCAUGCGAGAGAUAAGCGUCAAGAACACCAUCCGCAUGUGGGACACGUACCUGGCCGAGGAGCAGGGCUUCUCCGAGUUCCACCUCUACGUGUGCGCCGCCCUGCUCGUAAAGUGGUCCGACAAACUCGUCAAGAUGGACUUUCAGGAGAUCAUGAUGUUCCUACAGAGCCUGCCCACCAAGGCCUGGACAGAAAAGGACAUUGAGCUGCUCCUCAGCGAGGCCUUCAUCUGGCAGAGCCUCUACAAGGGCUCCGCCGCGCACCUCCAGAGCGGCCAGCCCAGCAAGCCCCUGCUGACAAACCUGCAGCUGUAGAGUACCUAAAACUGCCUUUUUCAUUCCGCCGUCAAUGGUUCUACUACGAGGACAGCGCGCGGCAACAUGAGUCUACGCUAACAUUCAGCCUGCGACGCGAUGCGACGCGACGCGCAGGGAGCGGCUAGGGGACGGGAAACAGGCGGGGCGUGCACGCUUUGCGUGCGUGCGUGACGGAUUCUCCCCACUUGCGUUCCGUACCUGGUGGAUGGUGGUACUGAUGCCGCUGGUGCGCGUAGGUAGUCCUACGUAGAGGGCCGCACCGACGGGUAAACCGGUGAGGCGGCGGGCAGAGCGGCAGUGCUUAGGUAGGAGGAGAAUACGGAGUCUUGACAGAUGCAUGCAUGCGUACCUGUGUGCCAGGCAGGGUGGGUAAAGGGAGGUUAGAGGCACGGGGGCAGGGCAGGCUACACACACACACACACACACAUUUGAUGACGGUCCGGAUAGAUGAUGAUACAGCAAUUAUGAGCAUCCAUGAGUCUCCC